UUUAUAGAGGGAGAAAGAGAAACCAAGUCCCCUUCCCCAUCUCCACCGCCAUCCAUCGAAAGCGCCGGUAUUCGUUAAUUCAGUUCUAUAAUUACUCUCUCUCCUCGUAUUAUUUCAAUAGUUUUAAUUCAUGGGAAGAAGAGGCGAGGCCGUGCCGCCGGCGAGAGUCUAAGAUGAGCUCGAGUGGCGGGCAGGAGGCAAUCGGGGCCAUCCAUCAUAGGCGCCUGCCCUCCUAUCGUGUGCCGCCGAGCUGUGGGCCGUCCGAUGGAUGAGACGCCGGGGUCCGUGGGCACCACCGCCAGCUUGUCCCUCAGGCUGGGGCAGGCCUUCUUCUCCUCCGCCUCCCUCCUCUUUAUGUCCGUCGGCGUCGAGUUCUACAGCUACACAGCCUUCUGCUUUCUAGUCACAAUCAUGGGCUUGGUUAUUCCCUGGAGCUGCACACUGGCAAUGGUAGACAUAUAUUCUCUUUUUGCUGGAUGCCCUCUUCGCCUUCCUCGUGUCAUGGUGAUUGUAGUCAUUGGAGACUGGGUCUUAUCAGUGCUAUCACUCGCAGCAGCUUGUGCAAGUGCCAGUGUUAUAGAUCUUCUCAUCCACAUUGAUGGGCCCUACUGCCCUACCAAGAUUUGUGGCAGAUACCAGCUAUCUGCAGCAAUGGCUUUCUUAUCCUGGUUCCUAACUGCUGCCUCUUCUCUUCUCAACCUAUGGCUUGUGGCUUCCUGGUGAUUGUUCUUGAUCAGGCUUUUUUCAUUCACUUUUUGUAGAACUUGGAUAAUAAUCUUCUCAAACACCAUUCAGCUUCAAGACAUUAAUUUUGUAUAUGGCGGCGCUGUGGAUGAGCCUUUGGAAUUCUCUUCAUUGUUCUGAAGAAGAAUCAUGAAGCGCUUGCUGCUUGUUUGUACUGUAAUUAAACAAAGUCUCUCUGUCAAUUCAUUCAAUCACAUAAAACAUCUCAUGGAACAAACUUGUCGACGAAGGAAGAAAAGCAAGCUGAAAAGGAGACGAAGAAAUAACUCCCAACUGCAUUACUAGCUCAGCUGUGAUGCAGCUAGAAGCUCUACAUACUUGUGGUGUGGAGAUUGGAAGUGCAAAUAAGAUAUGUAAGCAAAUCGAGAGGAUCAAGAGGAACCUCAAAAUCAUGAUAAUUGGUUGCAGAACAUACACCAUGAACAAGAAAAUCUUUGUACUCUGGUCAAAUAACCGUGGUUAGAUCGACUUAUAUUAGUGUUGCUUUCAGUAUUUCUAACCAUGAUUUAUUUAGAUUCCUAUCCAGUUAACUGAAGCGAAUAAUAGAACUAUGAUAUGCAA
Molecule: messenger RNA, 1305 nt
Organism: Phoenix dactylifera (date palm)
Lineage: Eukaryota; Viridiplantae; Streptophyta; Magnoliopsida; Arecales; Arecaceae
Product: CASP-like protein 5C1
Cellular component (GO): membrane
Source: RefSeq, a predicted model, not a curated record